AAUUAUUCUAGUUCUUAGACUGAAAAUUCGAAACUUCUAAUUUCAUAAAUCAUGUGGAUCGUCAACAUUCUAAUAUCUUGAUUUAGCCUGCCUAAAUAUAAAUGUUGUUUAAUCGCUCCUAAUUAACUCCAAGUAUAUAACUUUGGGGAAAGUUCUCUCUCUUUGCACAUAUGCCAUUUUUUAUUGUCACGUGUGAUCCAAUACUGCGAAUGUGCAAUUGCAUCAGUGUGACUGGAUACGCUUUGUGUAUUUGUUACUCAAUUUAUUAAAUUAUUUUCUCUUCACAAUUAUUGAAACAUUGGCUUCGGUACACAGUCAAACUGUUAAUUCUUUUGACCAAUAUAUUAUGUUCAUAUGAUAAGUUAUUACUUAGUUUGGUAUUCAUUAAAGUUAGAUGAAAAAUUUAUUUAAAUUAUAUGCAAUAGCUUUACUGGUCAACAAUAGGAUGUUACAAAAAAUAUGAAGGUCAUAUUUUUUAUCCAUGGGGAGUGGAGAUGGUUUGAAUCGAUCACAUUGGGACGUUACAAGGAUGAAUCAAACUUUGAAUCUGACAAAUUCAUUGCUUGUGAAGUAUGUAGUGCGUAUGAGAUAUUAUCCCUUCAGGACCAAAACUUCUUGUUUAAGCGGGGGUGAAUCCAACAACUAAAAGAAAGAUUGAUUCAUUGGGAUCGUUCCUUUCUUCAAACGGAUGGAAUAGAAGUAGUAGCCUUUCUUUCCAUAAACUUGUUCGAAUCGAUACUUAUUUGAAUAAAUCAUCACGCAGCAAAUCAACAAACCCCAAAUUGUUGUCUCUUUCCCCUUCAAGUUUACCUACUACACCAUUGAUAUCAACACAUCUGAGAUUGCCCAAUGUUUGGGAGUUCCUCUAUUGAAUCCCAACAAGCAGGUCUAGAUUCAAAUUCUCUUUUGCUAUAGCCGAACAUGAGGGAAAGAUCGUUCAUACCGAUAUUGAAAAGAUCCUUUUCGAGCAUAUUUAUUGAAACAAAUAUGAUCAUCUCGAUAAGUUAUUCCCUCCAUUUAUCCCAUUGUUGAUUGGAAAUAGGAAAAAUAAAUUUCCUUCCUAAGGAAACAAUGCUACUCAAGACUAUAGUGGAUUCAUAUGAUUUCUCUUACUAAACCUGCUGCUUUAGCAUUAUAAAUUGUGUUGUUACUCUUGCUUUUGUUGGGAUAAAUCUGCCCCUUCCCCUGUUCUCAGAUGAUGAGAUUCCAUUGAUAUAGAGUCAAUUCCGAUAGACAAAUUGGAGGGCCCCAUUGGAGUGCAUUCCUUUCUUAUCUCUUGUACACGUCGAGCCCUUUUUAUCCUUGGCCCACUGAGACGUAUAGGACUGGUUCACGCUCACCAAAGUCUUUCAGAAGAGUCCAUCAUACAAAAACUGGAUUAAAUAAAUCAAAUACGUGCACAAAGAUAUAAUGGAUGAUAAUUGAAAAAUCUGUAGAAAUAUGAGAUUCAAAACUUCGAGGUGCUAGGUUGGUUUCAGGAUCUUAAAGUGCAUGAUUGAAACCAGGACGCUGCUGGAAGUUAUUGAGGUAUUGCAUUAUGCAUCCCAAAGGAAGACGUCUGUGACUAAGAUAAUGCUGGAUAAUAUGGUUGUCCCCUUGUCUAACAGGGAUCUUGAUGUAUCAAUGCUUAAAGAAGCUGUGGAGUUGAUUAAUGGAAGAUUUGAGACUGAGGCAUCUGGAAAUAUUACCCUUGACACCGUAAACAAGAUUGGACAAUCCGGGGUGACCUACAUUUCUAGGAGCCUUGCCCCCGCGGUACGAUACAAGUGGUUCUCUGACACUGUGAAAGCACUCGACGUUUCCCUGAAAAUCGACACGGAGCUAUCACUUGAAGUUGGGAGGCGUACAAAACAAGCAUGAUGAUAUUCUAUUCACGCAAAAGACAAAGUAAACCAUGUAUCUCUUCUCUCGGAUUAAAAGGAUAGGGGACUGCCGAAAAAUAUGAGGUGCAAAUUAUCUCCCUUUCCUCUAGGAAAUGCCAUCCAAGAGACCAUAUGUUAGAUUGUGCUCAAAACAAUGAAAUGUGAACUUGUGAUUGACAGGCAAACAACUUAUCAAAUGAGCUGUAAAAAUGUAAGUUCCUUGCUGUUUGGGAUUUCUCUUGGUACCUUUUUAGAAAUACUGAGCCAAAUCCUGUUUUACCAAAACAAAGGUUUAAAAAGAAAAAAGGAUAUGUGCAGAGACCGAUCGAUUUCUAGGUUUCGUCAUAAACCUAAUUGGUUACUUCCAAUUACGUAAAUCAUACAUAUUUACUUGUAUGAAAUUGUUUGUCAUGAAUAAGAAUUGGCAAUUUGGGAAAUUCUCUAUUCUUUUGUUGUCAUCACAGAGAGUUUUGUGGUCUGCCAAAUUGUAUUUGUGUCGACUAGUAAAGUUGUACUCGAAUAGUUUUGAAGGAUAAUUGGACGUCACUGUUAAUUAUUCAAUAAAUGAAGAAAAAUAAUUGGAUUGGAUGGACAAGAUAGUAUUAAAGAAGAAAAAGGAUUAAGGUUUGUUUAUAUAGACUUUUAAGGGGGGAAAUGAAUAAAACUACUUGCCGAGAACAUUUGAGUUAUGUGCAUGGUAUGCUAGAUUUGACUUGACAAGAUGGGAUUAAGGAUUAGAGACGUUAAAUAUUUGUCUAUCCAUCACAUACCCGAUAUUUAUGAAAGGCUAGUUGUUCAACUUAUGUUAUGCUUGGAGAUACUCCGUGCACUGGUAUGGCGUCGUGGCCUGUAUUGUUUCUGUUAUUAACCAGCAACCCUACAAAAAAAUUGAUACCACUGUAACUAUUCCUAGGCUGCUGCCAUCUUUAUUCUUGAUUUUUUGCUUGUGUAGAAGUGGGUAACUGAGUUGGUCUAAUGGCCCUAAGUAAACGGCAAAGCCACUACUUGUUUUGAGUACGAAUGGAUCCUUUCGUGUGUGGCAUUGAUUGGGCUAGAUAGGCUGUACGUGGUGUAGUAUUAUUGUGACAAGUUUG
This is a messenger RNA of Olea europaea var. sylvestris, 2956 nucleotides long. RefSeq names its product nicotinate-nucleotide pyrophosphorylase [carboxylating], chloroplastic-like. The record is from RefSeq and is a predicted model, not a curated record. Gene Ontology annotation, biological process: quinolinate catabolic process; NAD+ biosynthetic process. Gene Ontology annotation, cellular component: cytoplasm. The coding region runs from base 1492 to 1860 and encodes 122 amino acids. Lineage: Eukaryota; Viridiplantae; Streptophyta; Magnoliopsida; Lamiales; Oleaceae. The transcript is spliced from 5 exons. Gene Ontology annotation, molecular function: nicotinate-nucleotide diphosphorylase (carboxylating) activity.